GGACGCAUCCCUUUUUAAUAAAACUCUCUUCUGUCUCGCUCUCAGUUCCUUUUUCUUCUUCCAUUAAUUCAUCAAAACCUUUCUUCUCAAUCCUCUCACACCUUCUUCCAUUUACUUUUUUGGCACGGUCGUUCGUUGUAGUUGCCAUUUUAUUAACAAUCUUCUAAUUGGAUCCUUCUUGAACUGCUUCUCACUCACUUCGGAGCAUUCACCAACCCUUUUCACAAUUGUAACCAUUUUUCCCUUUGCCUCGAUCCAUUGAUUCUCUCGACCGUCAACUUCUUUCGCAUCUUUCCCAACACUUUCAGCUCACAAUGAAGACUUUCCAUACAAUCGCUACUUUGGCCGCUGCUGGCUCUGCUCUGGCUGCUCCAUCUCCAGUUGAGAAUCUGGCCCCCAGAGCUUCAUCUUCAUCUCUUACGGCCAUCACAACCAAGGGAAAUGCUUUCUUCGCUGGUGACAACAGAUUUUACAUCCGUGGAGUCGAUUAUCAACCAGGAGGUUCUUCCAAGAUCACCGAUCCGAUUGCCGACAAGAGCACUUGCACCCGUGAUAUUGCAAAGUUCAAGGAGCUCGGUAUCAACACCGUUCGUGUCUACUCCGUUGACAACACUGCCAACCACGAUGACUGUAUGACCGCUUUGGCAGAUGCAGGAAUUUACUUGGUGCUCGAUGUCAACACACCAUUGUACUCCCUGAACCGUGCUACCCCAGCUCCUUCCUACAACUCGGUUUACCUUCAAAACAUCUUUGCUACCAUUGAUGCCUUUGCCAACUACACCAACGUCUUGGCCUUCUUCUCUGGAAAUGAGGUUAUCAACGAUGACACCACAACCAGUGCUGCUCCAUACGUCAAGGCCGUUACCCGUGAUAUGAGACAAUAUAUCGGAAGCCGUGGAUACCGUGCGAUCCCAGUCGGUUACUCUGCAGCCGAUGUUGACUCCAACAGAUUGGAGAUGGCUCAAUACAUGAACUGCGGUACCGAUGAUGAGCGUAGUGAUUUCUUCGCCUUCAACGAUUACUCUUGGUGUGAUCCAUCUUCAUUCACAACUUCUGGAUGGGAUCAAAAGGUUAAGAACUUCACUGAUUAUGGUCUUCCUAUCUUCCUUUCCGAGUAUGGUUGCAACACCAACACCCGUAAAUUCGAAGAAGUCAAGUCUAUCUACGGUACUGAUAUGACUGCCGUCUACUCUGGUGGUCUCGUUUAUGAAUACUCCGAGGAAGGAUCCAAGUACGGUCUCGUAAAGAUUGAUGGCGACUCUGUCACCGACAAAGAUGAUUUCACCGCUCUCAAGGCUGCUUUCGCUGGAACCUCCAACCCAACUGGAGAUGGUGGAUACAGCUCUACCAACAAGGCUUCUGACUGCCCAGCUCAAUCAUCUACCUGGAACGUUACCUCUGAUGCUCUCCCAGCUAUCCCAUCUGGUGCUGCUGCUCUCAUGUCAAAGGGUGCUGGUAAGGGUGCUGGUUUGACUGGUGCUGGAUCCCAAAAUGCUGGAGGAACCUCUACUGGAACUGCUUCUGCUGGAUCUGGAUCAGUUACCGCUGUUGCAACUGGUUCUAGUAGCAGUGCUACUAGUACUUCCAAAUCCAGUGCCGGUAACUCAUUGAGCCCAAUGGAUAAGACCCCAAUGAUCCUUGGUGGAUUGAUUGCUAGUUUGACAUUUGUUGGUGCUGCACUUUUGUAGAUUUAAGGUGGCGUGUAUAAUUUAAUGGUUGGGAUGGAUGCAUAAAAUUGAGGUGAAGAUGGAUUGGAUGUAUGUUUCGUAUCAGACAUUAGGUUUUUAGAGAAGUUGAUAAAUUGAGAAGAUAACAUAUGGAUAGUGGUGGUAUGAUACCUUUAUUCUUCUGCAUGAUGGAUGGGAUAAGAACAGAAUAUAAAUCAAAUUCUAAACAAUCUUUUUUAUCUUUCCUUUGUUUUUUCUUUGUUUUUGGGUUGAUGGAUUGUGUUUGUGAUUUUUUCUGUCGGUUUAUACUGUAUGUGGGUAUGGUAUGUUAAUUAUAUUUACUUUUUUGGGGUUUGAAUUAAUUCAUAAAUGAUAUCUUCUAUUGAUGAUAUACUCGAUAUUUA
Messenger RNA from Botrytis cinerea B05.10, 2071 nucleotides. RefSeq lists its product as hypothetical. The record is from RefSeq and is a predicted model, not a curated record. Gene Ontology annotation, biological process: fungal-type cell wall (1->3)-beta-D-glucan biosynthetic process. Gene Ontology annotation, cellular component: fungal-type cell wall; cytoplasm. Gene Ontology annotation, molecular function: 1,3-beta-glucanosyltransferase activity. The transcript is spliced from 3 exons. Lineage: Eukaryota; Fungi; Ascomycota; Leotiomycetes; Helotiales; Sclerotiniaceae. The coding region runs from base 315 to 1688 and encodes 457 amino acids.